Molecule: messenger RNA, 1785 nt
Organism: Pneumocystis carinii B80
Lineage: Eukaryota; Fungi; Ascomycota; Pneumocystomycetes; Pneumocystales; Pneumocystaceae
Exons: 14
Coding region: 45-1718 (557 amino acids)
Biological process (GO): phosphatidylinositol dephosphorylation
Cellular component (GO): endoplasmic reticulum
Molecular function (GO): phosphatidylinositol-4-phosphate phosphatase activity
Source: RefSeq, a predicted model, not a curated record
AUGGAAAGUUAAAUUUAUAUCAAAGAGAUACAUAUUCUAUCUCAAUGAAUCAAGAAAUUCUACGUAUUUAUGGAGUUCUUGGGAUAAUACGGUUAAAAUAUGACAAAUACUUAAUUAUUAUAACAGAAAGGGAGGCAGUUGGAAGAAUUGGUCAAGAUGAUAUAUUUAGGAUUAAAUCUGUUCGUCUUAUGUCUUUUAAAGGCCAAUAUAAAGACCAUGAAGAAGUGGGAUAUCUUAAUUUAAUAAAAAAACAUUUAAAUACAGGAGCAUUUUAUUUUUCGUAUACAUUUGAUGUAACAAAUGCAAUACAGAGACAAAUAGUAUCAGAAACUAAGUCUCCUUUAUGGAAAAUAGCGGAUGAACGAUUCUUCUGGAAUAGGUUUAUUCAAUCAGAAUUGAUUGAUUUGAGGGGAUCAUCUCAUUCUGAUUUAGAUAAUUAUAUACUUCCAGUUAUUUAUGGAUUUGUGAAAAUUGCGCCUAUAAUGAUUAAAAAUAAUUCUUUAACUAUUCUGUUAAUAUCAAGACGUUCUAGAUUUAGGGCAGGAACAAGAUAUUUUUCCAGAGGAAUUGAUGAAAAUGGAGAUGUUUCGAAUUUUAAUGAAACUGAACAGAUUGUUUUAUUUGAAAAUACAAAUAAACUUUCAGGUGUUACUAAGCGAUUGAAGUUAUCAUUUGUUCAAAUACGAGGAAGUGUUCCAAUAUUCUGGGCAGAAAUAAAUAAUUUAAAGUAUAAACCGAAAUUACGUGUUCUUAAUAUCAAUGAUUCUGUUAACGCUGCACGAUUGCAUUUUGAUAAGCAGAUUAGAAUCUAUGGGGAUCAACUUGUUGUAAAUUUGGUUAAUCAACAUGGACGUGAAUGCAAUAUUAAAACUUCUUAUGAAGAAAUUAUUAAGAUUUUAAAUGAUUCUAAGAUAAAAUAUUUCUAUUUUGAUUUUCAUCAAGAAUGUAGAAAAAUGAAAUGGCAUAAAACCCGAAUUUUAAUAAACCAACUUACACCAUAUCUUAAACAAAAUUAUUGUUAUGUUGAUUGUUCAGAUCAAGUAUAUCCAGUUUAUUUUCAAACAUCAAUAGUACGCACAAAUUGUAUAGAUUGUUUGGACCGUACAAAUGUUAUACAAUCGGCAUUGGCAAGAUGGGUAUUAACUAAACAAUUAAAUGAUAUUGGAAUCUUAAAUGAUUAUGAAAAUAUUGAAGAUUAUCCAGAUCUUGAUAACUUAUUUAGAAAUAUCUGGGCUGAUAAUGCAGAUUUUAUAAGUAUUUCUUAUUCUGGCACAGGGGCUUUAAAGACAGAUUUUACAAGGACUGGGAAACGUACUAAAAGAGGAGAAUUGCAUGAUUUAAUCAAUUCUAUUAUGCGAUAUUUUCAAAAUAAUUUUACUGAUGGGUCUCGUCAAGACGCUUUUGAUUUAUUUCUUGGAAAUUAUUUACCAUAUCAAACCAGAAAGAUUCCUUUACUCUAUCACAGAUCCUUAUUUAUCCAAUAUAUCCCAUAUGUUUUAUUUUUUUCUAUUCUUAUGAUUUUAGCUAAAAUAAUUUUACCUGGUUUAGAAAAUGUUAUUAUUUCUUCUCAUAUUUUCAUGGUCUUCUGGCUCUUUGUAUUCAUAUGGUCAGUUUAUUUUAUAAUAUCUAAUGGUUUCUAUUAUGUAAAUUGGCCAAAAUUGGUUCCACCUGAAUUUUUGAAAUAUAGAAAGGUUCAAAAUGUCGAAUUUUAUAAAUAAUAUAAAAAUUAAUAAUUACAAAGUUCUAAAAAGCUAUUCAGUAUUAAUAUUUUAUUAACUUUUGAUA